Messenger RNA from Salvia miltiorrhiza (redroot sage), 891 nucleotides. RefSeq lists its product as uncharacterized. Gene Ontology annotation, biological process: maturation of SSU-rRNA from tricistronic rRNA transcript (SSU-rRNA, 5.8S rRNA, LSU-rRNA). The transcript has 5 exons. Bases 229 to 762 code for a protein of 177 amino acids. NCBI's taxonomy places the organism in Eukaryota, Viridiplantae, Streptophyta, Magnoliopsida, Lamiales, Lamiaceae. The record is from RefSeq and is a predicted model, not a curated record. Gene Ontology annotation, cellular component: nucleolus.
CGAUGGCUUGGAUUUUGGUUCGAACUUCUAAAACCCCAGGCCCAAUCCUCCCUUGGAUUCUGCCACCGCUGCUCUCCUUUCCUUUUCUCAUCAAUUCAAGUGUUCCUUCUGAAAUUGGGGCGUCACAUUAACUUCUAUUCAAAUUUUCGUUUUUUCAUCUUCUCUUCAAUCAACAAGAAAAAGUAAAAGCAGAUUCAAGAAAAGUUAGGAGAAAGUUCUGAAAUUGCAAUGAAGGGGAAAGAAACGAAGAGGGGGUCCUCAUCCACUAAUUUGGAUUCCCACGAACCCAGAAUGGACAUCAAGUCCAUUCUGAAAGAUAUUGAAUUUUUGGGAUCCUCACACAUGACAUGGAAACAGAAAAAGGACUUGGAGAAUAAGAAGGUAGUGUCACUUGGUGGAAAGCCUCCAAAGAAACAGAGGCUACCUCUUAGUGUUGCAAGAGUUGCAAUGAAGAAUCAAAAGGGAAGAGAAGGAAAAAUGCUUCAAGAGAGAGCUAUACUCGGAAGGUUUGGAGCCUACAGUAGCAGUAGUUCGAAGAAGGUGGCAGAGAGGCGGCCAGCAGAGGACAGAAUUUUGAAGUCGAUUCAAGGCAAUUUCAGAAAAGGGGUUCUCAACGUCGGACAUCUGUUACAACCCUCAGCCCCUGAAGCAUCUAACGACAAGGGCAGACACCCUACCGGUAAAGGGAAGAAGAAGAAGAAAGACAACGGCAAAAAAAGUCAUGGCAAGAGAAAGGGUGGUGGUGGUAAGAAGCGUCACUAGGAAUAUCUCAAAUUUACCCUUUUGAAUCCUUCUUCGGCUCGCUCAAGUAAGCUUGUGGAACAUAUACAUUAAUGGCCUGUAGCUCGGAUAUGUUUUGCUGCUCAAUAUAAUGAAAUUUUGUGCUGCUAA